AUGGCAAUUUCCAAGCUCGCCCUGUUCCUGGCGGGAGUCGCAGGCGUCGUCGCAGCUCCGAGCUACGGCCAGGAGCCUCUGAGCUCCAUCGCGCCGUCUAAAUCGUCCCAGUGCAAUCUUCCUCCGAUUUUAGAUCCGACAGGCGAUGGACUCCCCUCUGCCAACGACUUGUUUGCGUCCAAAUCUGCACGAGACCAGCAGAUCAAGCGUCUUCAAGCCAUAGUUCAGGUCCCUUCUAUUUCCUACGAUGACAAUGGACCGGUUGGCGAAGAUAAGCGCUGGGAGCCCUUCUUUGAUCUGCACAAAGUCUUGGAAAAGACAUUUCCCAACGUGCACAAGAAGUCCAAGCUCGAGAAGAUCAACACCCUGGGCCUUCUCUACACAAUCAAAGGCUCGGAUGACAGCCUCAAGCCAGUGCUAUUGAUGGCCCACCAAGAUGUCGUUCCAGUGGCUGACGAAUCGACUUGGACGUACCCUCCCUUUGACGCUGUGUACGACGGCGAGUUUAUCUGGGGCCGAGGAACUUCGGACGACAAGAACAGUCUUACAGCUAUUCUGUCUGCGUUUGAAGCCCUCUUGUCUAACAAAGACUGGGCGCCGAAGCGUACUUUCUUACUUGCUUUUGGAUACGAUGAGGAGUGCUCCGGCUUCCGUGGCGCCGGCGAAAUUUCCGCACAUCUCAAGAAGCAGUAUGGCGAAGACAGCUUUGCCGCCAUCCUAGAUGAAGGUGGUCUUGGAUUGACACAAGUUGACGACGUCCUGUAUGUUCUCCCGGCUGUCACCGAAAAGGGCCAUGUCGACAUUUUCUUUGAGCUGGAUGUCGUUGGUGGCCACAGCUCUGUUCCUUUCCCUCACACCGGUAUUGGUAUUAUUGCGGAAAUCGUCAGCGAGCUCGAAGCCCAUCCUUUCACGCCUGAGCUGAUCGAGGACGGCCCCGUUCACGGCCACUUGAAGUGCCAGGCGCGCUACUCGCCUGAAGCAUAUCCCGAUCUCACGCGCUUGGUCCAGAAAGGCGACUUGGAUGGCAUUGCGCAGUGGCUGGUCGAGGCUGGCCGUAACACGCAGUACAUUGUUCAGACUUCGCAGGCUGUGGACAUUAUCAACGGUGGGCAAAAGAUUAAUGCUAUGCCUGAAAAGACCAUCCUGGGCGUAAACUACCGAGUCGCCCACCAGAAUAGUAUUGCAGAAGUGCAGCAUAAUGCCGUUAAACACGUCGACAGCAUCAUCAAGAAGUACGGCCUGAAGCUUAAGCCAUUUGAGGACGACGAAGAGUAUGAGGAUUACGUCGCCAGUCUCUCACCUGAAGUUCGCGAAAAGGCCGGUUCCAGCGAUGUCGACUACAAGGGCACCUUGGUUCUAUCGACAAAGGGCAAUUUCCAUCCCAGCCCCAUUUCUCCUACCAGUGGCCACGCUUGGGAUGUCUUUGCCGGUACUCUUCGACACAGCUUUGCUUUCGAUAAUGGAACUGUGGUUCCCACCGGAGAGAUUAUGACGGGCAACACUGACACUCGCCACUACAUUGGUCUCUCAGAAAACAUAUGGCGCUUCACCCCUGACCGAUUUCACGCUGAAAACAACAUCCAUACCAUUGAUGAGCAUGCUCGCGUGGAUGGUCACAUUGAGAUGCUCAAGUUUUACUACGACUUUGUACGCAACUUUGACGCGGCGAAAUUUUAA
This is a messenger RNA of Trichoderma gamsii, 1677 nucleotides long. Its product is annotated as peptidase family M20/M25/M40. Gene Ontology annotation, molecular function: metallocarboxypeptidase activity. The coding region runs from base 1 to 1677 and encodes 558 amino acids. The record is from RefSeq and is a predicted model, not a curated record. Gene Ontology annotation, cellular component: fungal-type vacuole lumen. Lineage: Eukaryota; Fungi; Ascomycota; Sordariomycetes; Hypocreales; Hypocreaceae. The transcript has 3 exons.